Molecule: messenger RNA, 2624 nt
Organism: Manduca sexta (tobacco hornworm)
Lineage: Eukaryota; Metazoa; Arthropoda; Insecta; Lepidoptera; Sphingidae
Exons: 3
Coding region: 242-2065 (607 amino acids)
Source: RefSeq, a predicted model, not a curated record
UAAUAGUAAAUAAUAAACUGGCAACCCCGGCGUUUGCACUCGGUGCUUCCUGUUUUAUUUCAAAAACAAAACAAGCGCUAUCGUGACGUUGUCGUAUUGUUUGUGCAAAACAAAAUAAAAUAUAAAACAUGUCGCAUGUUGAUUUUUUGAGUGCGUAAAUUUUUGUGUAACCGGGACAUUUUCAUCAAAUAUUUCGUUUGAAAAAAUUCUAGUUGUUAGUAUUACACGUAAAAUAAUUUAAAUGGACGGGUCAGUUGCGGAUCACAGCGAUUCUGAUUCUGGCGAGAGUUGGACUCUGCUAGAGCCCUCGUCUCCGUAUGCUGAAGAAUCACCAGAAUUAUGUGACAAUUUUGCCAGCCAUGAAAGAGACACACCAGAACUUAAUGCUGAGAAAGAUGAAGACACAGAUGGAAUAUCCAUCAUCAGUGAUAGUGAACCUGAAUCAUCAUCCCCCUAUGAAAUAAGCUUAGAAAAAUAUCAUGAGGAGAGCCGUCCAACUGAACAACACACACCUCAUUAUAUUUCGGUCACUCCACUUCCAACCAAUAAUAUUGAACAACAUGAAUCUAUAAGGAAUGAGGAUGACUUUUUAACUGAUAAUAAUGGCAAGAACAAAACCUAUGUUCAUAGAAGGAACAAGCGACUAAGUACUGUCCUCAACAUCAUAAUGCUGGGAAGUGUCAUCACUGCUGCUGGUGUGGCUAUAGGGCACAUGUGGGGCGCCAGAAAUGAUUGCUCGAUGCAUACUACUCCUUCUGUGAAUAAAAUAUUAUCUAACUUAUAUAAACUCCAAGAAGAAAAUGCUUACUUACGCAGCAAGCUCAAAGAACUCUCACUAAUAAGUAACACACAGUUACACCGAAAAUCGGGCACUGAGAAAGUAACACAGAAGCCACAAAGAUGUAAGAAGGUUUAUGAAGAGCCAUUGAACAGCAAAAUAACUGAAAAAAUUACGAAAUGUCUGGAUAACAACGCCGAAAAUAUCUUGCAGAAUCAUUUCAUACAACAAGAAUAUGAAAAAGAAUUUCUAAAUGACAUAGAUAAAUUAAAAAACGUGUAUAAACAGAAUAAGAAUUGGCUUGAUGAAGAGAUAAAUAAAAGGAUGAAACAUGAAGAACAGUUGAUAAAAAAUAAAAGUGUAUUGCAAAGCACUCAAUUAAAGACUGUUCAAGAAGAACAGCCUGAAACACAAAAUGAUAACUCCAUGAUUCAAAAUGACAUUCAUAAUCCUGUUGUAGAAAAUAAACCAUUAGAAACAGAUGAUUCACAAUUUGUAAUUAUUACUAAUGUGGACAAGGAUGAAGAUAUGAACAAAAUAUCUGAGGAAAAAAAAAUUAGCUAUGCAGAUUCACUGAAAACAGAACAGCUAAAGCCCCAGUUCCAAAAAAUACAGAUCCCGGACAUAAAUAAAUUUCAUGCCAACAUAUUCAAAGAACGGAUGACCAGUAAAAAUAAUAGAAAAGGUGAUGGGUUUGAUGCCUUAGAAAUAUCAUUGAGUGAUUUCAAAUUUAUUAAAGAUGACAGAUAUAUUGGACCUAAGAAUAAGCAAGAGAGAAAGAAAUACGACCGCCAAAAAUUACAUAAAAAACAAAAAAGGAAAAAUAAAUAUGAGCAGUGGGAAAUGAAAGGUGGUUAUAUGAAAGAUUAUGACGAUAUAUCUACGGCUUCAUCACAAGAUAAUGAGCAUGCAAGAAAUACAAAUAUUGUUAAUAACUAUGAACCAGAUAUUGUCAUCAAUCAACUGCCUGAAAUUGACAAGACCACGGUUUUGGGAGGUAAUGAACACAAGGCUAAACGCGAUAAGUAUUUUAGAAAUGUUGAUAAGAAGAAUAAGGAAAAGGCCAGUAACAAAAACAAAGAAUUAAAUUGGUAUGAAAAACGAGCAGCAUUACGCUCCGAAGCAAGACAGAAACUUGAGCAAGAAAUGUUUGGUGAAAGCACUCCAAAUAAUGCCGGUUGGUACUUCCGCCGCAUGCAGAAGCGUGAACAGUGCCGCGCAAAGGGCGACAAUACCACGUAUAGAAAAUUUUCGAAACGUCACAUGAACUACAAAAUAAAACAUUAAUGGCAUUUUAGAGUUAUUCAUAAAUAACAAGAUCAUUCUAAGAGUAGGAUACAGUUCCACUGUUACUUGUGUAGGGAAAUAUUUUCAGAUAUUUAUAGAAUGAUGUUAAUGCACAUUUUACAUACCUACUUAAUGCAUAAGUGUUCUACAUGGUUGCUUAGAGCUUUCCCAGUGCUUGGGCAUUGUACAUUUCAAGACCACGUGAAAUAUUUUUUCAAUUUUCUAUUUUUACUACUUAUGUAAUUUUAGAUUCAAUUGUAUGUAACACUUUUCUACUUAUUUAAUAGUUUGUAAAGAAUUGGCACAUAGAGGCUGCGGCUAAAUUAUUAACUCGCCCUAGGAUGUUGACUGUCAUAAUCAAUAAUUAUAAUUGUUUCCCUUUUAAUGAAACAUGUAAAAUAGUCACUUGUCUCACCUAAAAAAAUAAUUAUUGAUGUCUCCAAUAUUACUCAGUAUUUAUUAUACAUUCUUGCCCUUACGGAUUACACAUCCCGUGAUAGACUAUUGCGAUAUUAUAAAAAUUAAUAAGUAUUAAUAAUAAAAUCCGAAAAUAAUUGUU